CUUUGACACUUACCGGAUGUUGACAGUUUAAUUGACUAGCCAGCUGACCUACACGUGCGAAAGAAGAAGGCGAGGGUGAAGUUAUGUCUAAAGCAAAGCAGAAACGAGCUAAACGUCUUGGUUUGCUCGGGAAGUUUAAGACUAAAGAUGGGCGGAAGACCGAAGGAUCAGAGCCGACAAAUAAUAGCAAGCAGCCGGCUGUUUACCAGGUCAAGAACUCCAGGAGACCAGAGGAUGUCAGGAAGCAAAGGCUUCAAGAUCUCCAAGAAAAGCAGAAGCUGUCCAGAGAGCGUGAGAUGAUGAAGAGGAGAAAUUUACAAACCUUUCAGUACGACAUCCUACAGCGACAAAGAGAGUUUGAGCUGAAGGAAACAGAGAUGCAGAGUUUGGAAAAAAAUGUAAACUUUGAAAAUGAGAAUUCAAGAAAGGCGUAUUACAGAGAAUUUAAAAAGGUCGUGGAGGCUUCGGAUGUCAUUUUGGAGGUCUUGGAUGCCCGUGACCCUCUGGGCUGCAGAUGCCCUCAGGUGGAGCAAGCCGUCAUCCAGAGUGGAACCAACAAGAAGAUCGUUUUAGUCCUCAAUAAGAUCGAUUUGGUAUCGAAAGAAAUCGUGGAAAAGUGGAUUAAGUAUCUCCGUAACGAGUUUCCUACUGUGGCUUUCAAAGCAUCUACCCAGCAACAAACUAAGAACUUGAAACGCAGUAACGUCCCAGUAACUCAAGCCACCUCUGAGCUCCUGAGCACCAGCGCUUGCAUCGGAGCCGACUGCCUGAUGAAAUUACUGGGAAACUAUUGCCGCAACCAGGACAUCAAGACUGCCAUCACCGUGGGAGUUGUGGGUUUUCCUAACGUGGGGAAGAGCAGCUUGAUCAACAGUCUGAAACGGGCGCGGGCCUGCAGCGUCGGAGCCACACCUGGGGUCACAAAGUGUCUUCAAGAAGUGCAUUUGGACAAACAUAUUAAGCUCCUGGAUUGUCCCGGAAUCGUCAUGGCAACAUCAACAACCGACGCGGCAAUGAUCCUUCGUAACUGCGUGAAAAUUGAACAGCUUGUAGAUCCCCUUCCACCCGUCGAAGCCAUCCUCCGCAGGUGUAACAAGGCCCAGAUCAUUGAGCACUACGGCGUUCCAGACUUCCAGACGGCUCCGGAGUUCCUGGCUCUUCUCGCCCGGCGGCAAGGCAAACUGAGGAAGGGGGGGCUGCCGGACACCGAUAAAGCAGCUAAGAGCGUGUUGAUGGACUGGACGGGAGGAAGGAUCAGCUACUUCACACACCCUCCAGAAACACACACUCUGCCCACCCACGUCAGCGCUGAGAUUGUUACAGAAAUGGGAAAAGCCUUUGACUGGGACGAGCUGGAGAAAGGAAAUCAGGAGGUUCUUGCAGAGUCUUCUUGCCCUGACAUCCAAAUGGGAUUUUGCAUGGAAACUGCCGGAAUGACGCAAGGGGGUCAAAUCGAGUCACCUGACCCGGAAAUGGAGGGAGGGUCUCUGGAAGAUGAAGCCGAAACUAUGGAGGAUGACCAGGAUUCAGAGUUUGGGCCAAUGACGGUGGAGAUAAAAGCCCAGAGAAAGACGGACCUCCCUGUGAAAGACGCGGCUCCCAAAGCUCCAAACUUGAAGGAUAUUGUGAAAGUAGAUCCUCUGCAGCAGGGUCAGGCACUCCUAGCUGCCAACAAGAAGAGGAAAAAGCAGCAGAAAAGAGCCGACAAAAUUGCUACCAAACUCUCGGACACACUUGCAUCUGCAAUGGACUUCUAACUCUCAGAGGACUUAUCAUGGGAAUUGAAUUAAAAAGAAAGUUUAACAA
Messenger RNA from Xiphophorus couchianus (Monterrey platyfish), 1806 nucleotides. It is a transcript of the gene gnl3l, whose product is annotated as G protein nucleolar 3 like. The coding region runs from base 84 to 1757 and encodes 557 amino acids. Gene Ontology annotation, molecular function: GTP binding. The record is from RefSeq and is a predicted model, not a curated record. The transcript has 15 exons. NCBI's taxonomy places the organism in Eukaryota, Metazoa, Chordata, Actinopteri, Cyprinodontiformes, Poeciliidae. Gene Ontology annotation, cellular component: nucleolus.